Carica papaya (papaya) is the source of this 3649-nucleotide messenger RNA. RefSeq lists its product as uncharacterized. Gene Ontology annotation, molecular function: pyridoxal phosphate binding; glycogen phosphorylase activity. Lineage: Eukaryota; Viridiplantae; Streptophyta; Magnoliopsida; Brassicales; Caricaceae. Gene Ontology annotation, biological process: glycogen catabolic process. The record is from RefSeq and is a predicted model, not a curated record. Gene Ontology annotation, cellular component: cytoplasm.
UUGCUAUCCUGCCCCCUGAAGUGAUAGGGAAAGAGAAGAAGACUUCAACAGCCUCCUCUUCCAUCAACCAUUUUCAUUUUCCUUCCCAGCUCGCUUAGAGUCACUGCAUCUUUCAGUUACUAUCUCACUGAUUCACUUUCACUCACAUGAUUAUGCAUGAAUCUGUAAGUGUAGCCUGUAAAUUCUGCAAUGACUUCACUUACACUGCCUCUCCAAGCCAUUGCUCUCCACCAAUCGAAGCUCCCAUUUGCUUCCGCUCCCAAUCGUUUCUCAACUCCUUCUUCCAGAACCUUCUUUGCGUUGCCAUUAGUCUACAAAUCCAUCAAGCUGACUUCUCCUGCCUUCGCUUCCACCGGUGAUUCAUCGCUCCAUUCCACCUCGGUAACCGUCGAUGCCGAAGAUCCCGCCGCAGAUACCGCCACCGAGUUCGUCAUCCGCACGCGUAACCGGAUCGGUCUCCUCCAGGUCAUCACUCGAGUCUUCAAUGUCCUUGGGCUCCUCGUCGACCGGGCCGCUAUCGAGUUGGAGGGCGAUUUCUUCGUUCAGAGGUUCUACGUUACCGAUUCCCAUGGCAACAAGAUUGACGGCCAAGAUAACAUCGAUAGGAUCAAAAGAGCGCUGUUCGAGGCUAUCGACAGCGGUGGUGAUGGGACUACGGGGACGUCCGUGGCAGUGGCGCCUGCGGGAAGAGGGCUCGUGGUUAGGCGCGCGGGGUUCGGGUUAGGGCUCGGAGAUGGGAGUGCUAAAGCAGAGCGGAUGUUUGGAUUGAUGGAUGCGUUUCUGAAGAACGAUCCGGUUAGUUUACAAAAGGAUAUUUUGCAUCAUGUUGAGUAUACGGUGGCACGAUCAAGAUUUAGUUUCGAUGAUUUUGAAGCUUAUCAGGCUCUGGCACACAGUGUAAGAGAUCGGUUGAUUGAGAGAUGGCAUGAUACUCAAAUGCACUUCAAGAGGAAAGAUCCAAAGCGUCUAUAUUUUCUCUCACUUGAGUUUCUUAUGGGUCGUUCCUUGUCAAAUAGUGUAAUCAACCUUGGGAUUAAAGAUCAAUAUGCAGAUGCCUUAAGCCAGCUUGGUUUUGAGUUUGAGGUUGUGGCAGAACAGGAAGGAGAUGCUGCCCUUGGCAAUGGUGGCCUUGCUCGUCUCUCAGCAUGUCAAAUGGAUUCUCUGGCAACUUUGGACUAUCCUGCAUGGGGUUAUGGAUUACGCUACCAAUAUGGUUUAUUCCGUCAGGUUAUUUUGGAUGGUUUUCAGCAUGAACAACCUGAUUACUGGUUGAAUUUUGGAAAUCCUUGGGAGAUAGAGCGUGUUCACGUAUCAUAUACAGUGAAGUUCUAUGGGAUUGUUGAAGAAGAACUCUUGAAUGGGGAAAAGUUUCAAGUCUGGGUCCCUGGAGAAACAGUUGAAGCAGUGGCAUACGACAAUCCUAUACCUGGUUUUGGAACAAGGAAUACCAUCAAUCUCCGCCUCUGGGCUGCAAAGCCUAGUGAUCAGAGUGAUAUGGAGUCUUAUAAUACUGGUGACUACAUCAAUGCCAUUGUCAAUAGACAGAGAGCAGAAACAAUAAGUAGCGUUUUGUACCCUGAUGAUCGUUCUUACCAGGGAAAGGAAUUGCGGUUGAAACAACAAUACUUUUUUGUCUCGGCAUCAUUACAAGACAUCAUUAGGAGAUACAAAGAUAGUCACAAUAACUUCGAUGACUUUGAAGAAAAGGUUGCUUUGCAGCUAAACGACACUCACCCGUCCCUUGCAAUUGCUGAGGUCAUGAGAAUCCUCAUUGACGAAGAGCAUUUGGGUUGGGAUAUAGCAUGGAACAUUGUACUGAAAAUAUUUUCUUUUACAACUCAUACUGUAUCAUCUGCAGGACUCGAAAAAAUUCCUGUUGAUCUACUGGGGACUCUUCUCCCACGCCAUUUACAAAUUAUAUAUGAUAUAAACUUCAAUUUCAUGGAAGAUUUGAAGAAAAGGAUUGGUCUGGAUUAUGAUCGGUUAUCCCGGAUGUCAAUUGUUGAGGAAGGGGCUGUUAAGAAUAUUCGAAUGGCGAACCUAUCAGUUGUUUGCUCUCACACUGUGAAUGGCGUUUCCAGAAUGCAUUCAGAACUACUAAAAACAAGAGUAUUCAAGGACUUCUAUGAGCUGUGGCCUCAAAAAUUUCAGUACAAGACAAAUGGUGUAACACAGCGUCGUUGGAUUGUUGUGAGCAAUCCUAGUUUAUGCAUUCUUAUCUCAAAAUGGCUGGGAACAGAAGCUUGGAUCCGUGAUAUUGACCUUUUAGCUGGCUUGCAAGAAUAUGCUAAAAGUUUGGAGCUCCAUCAAGAAUGGAAAAUGGUCCGGAAAGUUAACAAAAUGAGAUUGGCUGAGUACAUUGAAGCAAUGAGCGGUGUGAAGGUCAGUCCAGAUGCAAUGUUUGAUGUGCAGAUAAAGCGUAUACAUGAGUACAAAAGACAGUUGCUUAACAUACUAGGCAUUAUACAUCGAUAUGACUGUAUUAAGAAUAUGGAGAAGAGUGAGAGAAGAAAGGUUGUACCUCGUGUCUGCAUUAUAGGAGGAAAAGCUGCUCCUGGUUAUGAGAUUGCAAAAAAGAUUAUUAAACUUUGUCAUGCCGUGGCAGAAAUGAUAAAUAAUGAUGCUGAUGUUGGUGAUCUUAUAAAGCUGGUUUUUAUUCCUGAUUACAAUGUCUCUGUUGCUGAGUUGGUAAUUCCUGCGGCUGACCUCUCACAACACAUAAGCACUGCAGGGCACGAGGCAUCAGGAACGGGUAGCAUGAAAUUUUUGAUGAAUGGAUGCUUACUCUUAGCUACGGCAGAUGGAUCCACUCUUGAAAUCAUUGAAGAAAUUGGUGAAGAUAACAUGUUUCUCUUUGGCGCUAAAAUGCAUGAAGUCCCAGCAUUGCGUGAGGAAGGAUCGACCCUUAAAGUUCCACUGCAAUUUGCACGUGUUGUCAGGAUGGUUCGGGAUGGCUAUUUUGGUUACCAGGAAUAUUUUAGAUCAUUAUGCGAUUCUAUAGAUGGUGGUGGGGACUUCUAUCUCCUAGGUUCUGAUUUUGAAAGUUAUCUAGAGGCCCAGGCUGCUGCAGAUAAGACAUUCGUGGAUCAAGAGAAGUGGACAGAGAUGAGCAUCCUCAGCACUGCUAGGUCUAGUAGAUUCAGUAGUGAUAGGACUAUCGAAGAGUAUGCAGCUGAGACAUGGGGAAUAGAACCAUGCAGAUGUCCUUUCUGAUCGCCAAAUCCCUUUAAUGAUAGCAUCUGAUCAACAAGUGGUUUCCAGAUUUUUAUUCCAUCCAUAUUGUUACAACCUUGUUUUCCGACAGUAACACAGGUUGACUACUGGUCUGGUCUUCUUGAUAGUUUCACCAAAAACACGUACUGGUUCUAAGUCCAGUGCCUCUGCCCAAGGAUCAGGAAUCGAGCAGGUUCACUCUGGCGUUCUUUAUCUAUAGAUCAAACUAAUCUUUAAAGUCCCAAAGUAAAUUUCAUGGAACAAGUUCUCAGUAAAUGCAGGCAUAAUCUGGAGGAUAACUGCCUUCCAAGGAAAGAGUACGGGCAAUUCCUUCUUUCCAAACUCUUGACCUCAUAUCAUUUUUGGCUUUAGAGAAGCGAUCUCAUGUCAAUUUGAUAUUCCAUCUAAAAUUUAAAGCUCGUAGUCUUAUAAUGUA